AUGAGACCACCCGCGCGUGAUAAUGCCGUUCUGGCCGCGUGCCUGUUCUUGACAGGAUGUGUUGAUGCUCAAGUUCAGCCGGAUGCACGAGGCAAAUCGCCGAAGAUUUAUGUGAACCCACUGAUCGGGACUACUAACGGAGGACAUGUCUUCCCCGGUGCAACCCUGCCUUUCGCAGGCAUGGCCAAAGCCGGAGCUGACACCUACGGCGGCGAGAAUCAAGGAGGCUUCUCAUCAGAUAACAGCCCGAUCUAUGGAUUCUCGCACAUGCACGAUAGCGGCACCGGUGGCUCGGCAUCUCUCGGCAACUUCCCCAUCUUCCCCCAGUCAGGAUGCCCGAACGACGACAUCAACGCGUGCAAGUACACGCUCUGGCAGCGCGCAACACCUCGCCAGCAAGGAAGCGCAAAUGGACGACCGGGGUACUUUGACGUGACCAUGACUAGCAAUAUCAGGACGGAGAUGACAGUCACGAAUCACACGGCUUUGUACAGGUUCACGUUUCCGGAUGCUGCUACCACUGCAAACACGACGCUUAACCCGCAUAUCUUGGUCGACCUUACCGAUCUUCCACAGACAAGAAGCGAGGCCAAUAUCACAGUGUACCCCGACAAUGGACGAAUUACAGGAGGUGGACGGUUUUCGCCAUCCUUCGGAAGCGGAACGUAUCAAUCUUACUUCUGUCUGGACUUCGACGGUGCAACAGUCAAAGACGCGGGCGUAUGGUCCAACUCGCGCGCCUCACAGCAAGUUACAAGCCUCAAGAUCAAGCCUGGAGAUAGUCGACAAACACCGAGUGAUACUCCCGCUGGAGGCUGGGUACAGUUCGAGCAGCCGCGAUAUGCCAACCAGAUCCUCGCCCGAGUGGGCAUGAGCUUCAUCAGCGAAGCACAAGCCUGCGCAAACGCCGAGCGCGAGAUCCCUGACAGCAACUUCGGCGAUAUCGCUGCCUCCGCUGCAGCCGCGUGGGACGAGAAAUUCUCCGUCAUCACACUCAAUGAUGGCGGAGUCGACGAGGUUAUCCUCCGCGCAUUCUGGAGCGGUAUAUACCGCUCUAUGAUAUCCCCACAAGACUACACAAACGAGAAUCCCUUCUGGAACGACGGCGAACCGUACUACGACUCCUACUACUGUAUCUGGGACUCGUUCCGCAGCAUUCACCCGCUCAUUACGAUCCUCGAUCCACACAGCCAAACUCUCAUGGUGCGCAGUCUGCUGAGUAUAUACAAACACACCGGCUACCUUCCCGACUGCCGCAUGAGCAUGUGCAAGGGGUUCACGCAGGGCGGUUCGAAUGCUGAUAUUGUGCUCGUGGACGCAUAUCUGAAGAACAUAACCUCGGGUAUAGACUGGACCCUCGCGUACGAAGCCGUUGUCAAAGACGCUGAAGUCGAGUCUCCAGACUGGAAUCUGGAAGGUCGCGGGGGCCUGGCAUCCUGGAAGAGUCUUGGGUACAUUCCAACCGAGAACCUGGACACCGAUGGGACGGGACUGGAGACCCGCUCCAUCUCCCGCACCGUCGAAUAUGCGUACAACGACUUCGCCAUCAGCACUUUGGCGCGUGCGAUGGGACAUCUCGAUGAUGCAGCGAAGUAUCUUCAACGCAGUGGUAAUUGGAGAAACAUGUUCAAUCCCGCCCAACGCAGCAUCGUCAACGGGGUCGACACAAACUUCACCGGCUUCCUGCAGCCGCGCUACCUAAACGGCACAUUCGGGUUCCAAGACCCGAUCUACUGCUCCCCGCUCUUCAAUUUCACAGGGUGCUAUCUCAACCCUGCAGGUGGCGAGACCUAUGAAGGGCCCGUGUGGCUGUACACGUUCUACGUGCCGGGCGACAUGGCGUCUCUCAUCUCCACCCUUGGAGGACCCGAGACAUUCACCAAGCGCCUAGACUGGCUGCACGAAUCCGGCAUCCUGUACGUCGGCGACGAACAAGCCUUCCUCAACCUGUACCUGUACCACUACGCCGGCCGCCCCGCCAAGAGCGCAGAGCGCGCACACCAGUACGUCCCCAGCCUGUUCAACGACACGGUCGCCGGCAUCCCCGGCAACGACGAUUCCGGCGCUAUGGGCAGCUUUGAAGCGCUCGUCAUGAUGGGAUUGUAUCCCAAUGCCGGGCAGGAUGUGUAUUUCAUUACGCCGCCGUUCUUCGAGGAGGUGAAUAUUCGGAACCAGCAGACAGGCAACACGGCGACGAUUCGGAAUGUGAACUUCGACCCGACGUACGAGAGUAUUUAUAUUCAGAGUGCAACGCUGGAUGGGGUGCAGUAUACGAGGAACUGGAUCACGCAUAGUUUCUUCCUGAACGGCGGUGUGUUGGAAUUGACACUGGGCGCAAGCGAAAGUGCGUGGGGUACACAGCCGGAGGAUGUACCGCCUAGUCUUGGGCCGUUGGGAGGUUUGGAGAAUCUGACAUCGAGGGGUGAUGUAGAUGGGAGGUGGGCUUGA
This is a messenger RNA of Didymella exigua CBS 183.55, 2448 nucleotides long. Its product is annotated as glycoside hydrolase family 92 protein. NCBI's taxonomy places the organism in Eukaryota, Fungi, Ascomycota, Dothideomycetes, Pleosporales, Didymellaceae. Gene Ontology annotation, molecular function: carbohydrate binding; peptide-N4-(N-acetyl-beta-glucosaminyl)asparagine amidase activity. The record is from RefSeq and is a predicted model, not a curated record. Gene Ontology annotation, biological process: protein quality control for misfolded or incompletely synthesized proteins; protein deglycosylation; carbohydrate metabolic process. The transcript is spliced from 3 exons. Gene Ontology annotation, cellular component: nucleus; cytosol. Bases 1 to 2448 code for a protein of 815 amino acids.